This is a messenger RNA of Penicillium cosmopolitanum, 1074 nucleotides long. RefSeq lists its product as uncharacterized. Gene Ontology annotation, biological process: branched-chain amino acid metabolic process. Bases 1 to 1074 code for a protein of 357 amino acids. The transcript has 3 exons. Gene Ontology annotation, molecular function: branched-chain-amino-acid:2-oxoglutarate transaminase activity. Lineage: Eukaryota; Fungi; Ascomycota; Eurotiomycetes; Eurotiales; Aspergillaceae. The record is from RefSeq and is a predicted model, not a curated record.
AUGACAAUUCCUACCGAAAAUGGUCGCAAUACUGAGAAACAAUUUCCCCCACCGGCUGAUAUAGAUUGGUCUUCUCUCAGCCUUGCAGACCCACCAAAAGUGAACGGGCAUGUCGAGUGUAGCUACGAUGCAUCGACUGGAAUAUGGAGCUCUCCGGAGCUGAUUGCCAGCCCUUAUAUUCAGGUUCAUGGACUAGCUCCUGGUCUCAACUAUGGACAGCAGGUAUACGAAGGGCUUAAAGCAUUUCGCACGGCGGAGAAUACCCUACACAUUUUCCGCCCCGAAGCCCAUGCAGCUCGAAUGCGCCACUCAGCAAACAUGGUUUGUCUGCCAAAAGUCUCUGACGAACUAUUUCUAGAGUGCAUGCGACUAGCCGUCGCGGGCAAUGCAGAAUUUGUUCCUCCAGCUGAUAGCGCCGGCUUUCUAUAUCUGCGACCGGUACUUUUCGGUUCUGGUGCGCAGAUUGCUCUGGCACCAUCUAACAAGACCGUAUUGGCCGUAUAUGUCAUUCCUGGUGGCGCAUACCAUGGAACAGAUGCGCUCGAUGCACUCAUCAUGGAAGACUUCGACCGUUCAGCACCGCGUGGUACGGGAAGUGGCAAGCUAGGGGGCAAUUACGCGCCGGCUUGGCCGCACCAGGCACGCGCUCGACAACGUGGAUUUGGUCUCACGCUCCAUCUGGACAGCGAAACGCGAUCUCAAAUUGAAGAGUUCAGCACAAGUGGCUUCGUUGGUGUGGAAGGGGCGUCGAAAACAAUUUACGUGCCAGACACACAGAACGCUAUCCGCAGUAUCACGAGCGAGUCUCUCACCAGUGUCGCAAAGCAAGACGGUUGGACGGUACAACACUGCGCGAUUCCUUUUAACACCCUUGGCCGAUUUUCCGAAGUCUUCGCGGUCGGUACAGCGGCUACUGCUGUUCCAAUCCGCUCGAUUUUACGUGAUUCUACGGGCGAACGAUUCGAGUUUGGAGGUGCAGUGCAAGGUAAAGAGAUAAUACAGAAGCUGUCGGGAAUACAAAGAGGGACAGAGUUAGAUGAGUUCAAUUGGCGUUGGAGUGUCUAUCCCCUAUGA